GAUCGGUGCGCAGCGAUGGCGCGGCCGCCCUGGCAGUGCCCGCGGGCCUGGGCGCCGCUGCUCUUGCUGCUGCUGGCGGGGCCCGCCGCCUGCGCUGCCAGCCCAGCGGACGACGGCGCGGGCCCGGGGGGCCGGGGACCCCGGGGCCGCGCGCGGGGGGACGCGGGCGCAGACGAGGCGGUGCCGCGACACGACUCCUCCUACGGCACCUUUGCCGGGGAGUUCUACGACCUGCGCUAUCUUUCAGAUGAUGGUUACGCUUUCCCGACCGCUCCUCCUGUGGAUCCAUUUGCCAAAAUCAAAGUGGAAGACUGUGGGAAAACUAAGGGAUGCUUUAGAUAUGGGAAACCAGGCUGUAACGCAGAGACCUGUGACUACUUCCUUAGCUACCGGAUGAUUGGGGCUGAUGUGGAAUUUGAGCUGAGUGCAGACACAGAUGGCUGGGUAGCAGUUGGAUUCUCUUCAGACAAGAAAAUGGGUGGUGACGAUGUCAUGGCCUGUGUCCACGAUGACAAUGGCAGGGUCCGCAUACAGCACUUCUAUAACGUGGGCCAGUGGGCAAAAGAGAUUCAGAGAAAUCCUGCCAGAGAUGAAGAAGGAGUUUUUGAGAACAAUCGUGUCACCUGCCGAUUCAAACGUCCUGUGAAUGUUCCCAGAGAUGAAACGAUCGUGGAUCUGCAUUUGAGUUGGUAUUACCUAUUUGCCUGGGGCCCAGCCAUUCAGGGCUCUAUCACCCGCCAUGACAUAGACUCUCCACCGGCUUCAGAGCGCGUUGUCAGUAUUUACAAGUAUGAAGACAUUUUUAUGCCGUCAGCUGCCUAUCAGACCUUCUCAUCUCCGUUCUGCUUGCUUCUCAUUGUUGCCCUGACCUUCUACUUAUUGAUGGGAACCCCUUAGCCAUAGCUGCAAGGCCAGCGGAGUCAAUGGAUUGGAAAGUCUUUAGUAUAAGCAUAUUUUUAAAAAAUAUCCAGUAUAAUUUUAGCUUCUGUUAUUUAAAAACUCAUGAUUUCAGCUUUUUGGAAGAAAGAAUAAACUUCUUUUCUAGUCAAAGAGGGUUAUUUAAUAAUGAUCCUACUUUUGGGAAGUACUUAAAACUUUUGUAAACAAUUUCAAAUAUGUUUUCUUAUUUGAGUCUCACAAGAUCUCUGUGUUGGCCUGAUAAAAAAUUAAAAUGACCAUCUUAGCAAGAUUUGAGAUUCAGGAAAGCUGCUCAUGUAUGACUCACAUGCCAUGUACCUUGGUUAUUUGGUUAAAUAACACUUAGCAAGGUAGAGAAGAGCUAGGCACAGAAAUCAUGUCUCUGGACAAUCUUUACUGAGUAUUACAGCCCAAGAGAGUUACCUUGAGUAUUACUAAAGAGAACCUCCCUGGGUAUCACAAGUUCACAGUCAGUCUUUUGAGCAAAUUUCUGUAGAACAUAAGUUCUUUUUAGAUGUGUACACAGUUGAUGGGAAGGAUGGGGAAGGUUAUAAUAAUAUGAAAAUUGUUCAUACCUAUUUGAUUUCUUCUCAGAGUGUAGCUAUAAGCAAACAUUUUUAUAGCUGUUUGAAAAAGGUUACAAACAGAACUGUGAAUGUUCCUGAUGCCAAAUCAUUUUAAUAGUUAAAAAAAAUGGGCAUUCUUAGUUAGAAUUUGGACUAUUCUACUAUUAUAUUUUGUAAAUGAAGGUAUUCAUCUGUUCUUAUUGCCAAUUCUGUUGUCAAAGUCAGCAUGCAUUAAAGUAUGUGUUGUUAACAGACAUGAUUAAGUAUGUCAGCAUGAUUAGGUAUGUGUUAUAAUAGACAAAUUAUCUUACUAAAAAUUUAAGUCAUUUUAAUACUAUAUGAAUAUUUGGGGGGAUUUUAGAGAUUUGGAGCCAAUAAAAAAAGAUUUUUUUUUAAAUUAGAAAAUGGGAAAAUGACCCAUAAAAUGAAUUCACCUAAAGUAUUCAUUCAAAAUGUCCAGGCUUGUGAAUUGGUCUGGCAGUCAGCAUCAUUCAUAAUAAUGCCUUGAUGUAAUGUGUUUCUUUUUUUAAAAAGAAGCCCAAGUAUACCUUUGUUCCUAACGUCUGUGGUAGCCACCCACUAGAGAAGAGGGUUCUGUGGGCACAGUCACACUACUGAGAGGCACUUCUGCAUGGUGUUCUAGAGUCCUCUGACUUGCCCCAGUUGCUGGCUAUGACUUUGUGUUUAAAUGGCACUGGAGAUUGUGAUCUCUAAAGCCACCUUUGAGAUUUAUGUCAGAGGUGAAAGGCUGCCUGUGGGGAAAGCUUUCACAUUCUUCUGGGCCUGAACCAAAAGAAGGAAGACCUUGAUGCUCUGGGACAUCUCACAGUUAGCAAGUGCUUCCAAGAGAUAUAGGAGAAACACCCCUCAUUGCAGACAGGGAGAAAUAAAAUGACAUCAGGUGAACAAUGGAACUCCAGAUUCAAGCCCAAGACUACAUCUGACUACCAAGACCUCAAUAAGCCCUUCCUUGGUGGUGGUGGCUGAGCCUGGCCUGUGUGUCACCUUCUCAGCUCUAAUGGUUGUUUAGGAGUAAGGAUAUUGAGUAUGCAGGAACCCACAUUGUAAAUAAGAAAGCAAAUAUUUUUGUAUUUCACUCUCUUAUGUGUAUAAUAAUUGAUCUAUAAAUAGAUUAAAACAAAAAAGAGACUUCAGUUAGUAGCAGGCAGGAAAAAAAUGAGUGGAGAUUCCUUCCACUUACAUUUCAAAUCAACUGCUUAUUUCACUAAUUCACUCCUUUGAUUAUGGUUUUGCAUGUCUAUGCUUAACACUUCCAGUGACUUCUCCUUGCCCAAAGGUAAAACGCAAAGUUGGUGAGCUCUGUUAUCACCUCUCCAUUACUAAGUCGCAGCAAGACUGAAGGACUCUGGGUUCUUCAGACCUGCCCACUCUGUCACGUGUCCCAUGUUCACUCACUCUUUGCCUCCUGUGUAUGAUGAACAGCCACUCAUCUUUCAGGUCUCACCUUAGUUACUUCUUCCUCCAGUCCCCUGGACGUGUAGGUUAGGUCCCUACCCAGUGCUCCCAUAGCCUCUAGGGGCUUCCUCCUCAUAACACUCACCAUAUUUCAUUUUAAUCACUGACUCUGCCCUCCCUGCUGAUUCCCUAAUGCAGGGUCUGUUUCUCAUUACUCAUCACCGAGCAGAUACUGCUCCACAGUAAGUACUCAGCAAACAUAUGUGGAAAAAAAUAAAUAGGUGAAGCUAUGAUGUGACAGCAUAUCAUCUUUGGUUCAAAAGACAUGUAUUUCAUAUACUUUACCAGACUGGCCAACAUUUUUUUAUUCUUCUGUCUUCAAUCAAACCACAAAUUAUUCUUUUAUCAAAUGCUGAACUUUUUUUUUGGUACUGGGGAUUGAACUCAGGGGCACUCGACCACUGAGCCACAUCCCCAGCCCUAUUUUGUAUUUUAUUUUGAGACAGGGACUUACUGAGUUGCUUAGUGCCUCGCUUUUGAUGAGGCUGCCUUUGAACUUGUGAUCCUCCUGCCUCAGCCUCCCAAGCUGCUGGAAUUACAGGUGUGCGCCACCAUGCCCAGCUGAACUUUGUCUUUUGAAACAGAAAUGGGAAGAUCCUUAAUAACAGUGCUAAUAAUUUGCCUACAGUGAACAUUAGUUGACUCCUCAGCUCCCCACAGAAUUGGGUUUUGAACCUAGAGGAUCAUAUAAAUUAAACACUCUACCAUUGAGCUACAUUCCCAGCCCUUUAAAAAAAAAUUAUUGUGAUACAGGUUCUUGCUAAUUUGCCUGGGCUGACCUUGAACUUGUGAUUCUACUGCCUCAGCCUCCUGAGUUACUGGGGUUAGAGGCAUACCACUACAUCCAGCCUAGUUGACAUUUUAACACAAUAAUCAUUGUGCAGAAGUAAAAAUCCACACAGACUAGGGAGGCAGAAUAGUAUUUGUCCAUCGUCUCAUAGAAUCAUCAGUUGAUAGACAAGCUAAAAUUAAAACUCUAUAGACUGAUUCCUUCCAUUCUUUUUUUUUUCCCAAAAUGCCCGAAUGGAAUAAUUGUAAAUAGCUGAAUGUGGUUAGUGCUGUUCUAAGCACUUUAUGUGGAUUAACCCAUUUAAUCCUCAUGACCAUAGGAAGAUUCAAUUAUUAAUCCAAUUUUACAGAUGAAAAAAAUGAGGCUAGUCAUUUGGCAUAAAUCACCACAGCUGGUAAGGACUUUAGAGAGCAUUUAAUCCAUGCAUUUAUAUUACAAGGGAACAGCAAAGGCACUGGGGGGUGAGGAUUUCCUGCACCUUCAUGUGGAUUCACUAAAAGUUGUAUUCAGUGAAACCUGCUAUCCAUAUUCAACUGAACUAGGUGCCUUUUUUUCCACUUUAGUAAUUUACAUUGAAUAGGAGGACUAUUUAUAGUUAUAUUGGGGAAAGAAGUACAUUUUAUUUUGUAUCAACUUUCUUUCCUGCUUAAAAACAUUUUGAUUACUUUACCAGUCGUUUUAGUGCUUUUUUUCCUCACAAUUAAAAAAAAAUUGUUCUAAUUAGUUAAACAUGACAGUAGAAUGCAUUUUAAAAAAAAGUUUAUUUAUUUAUUUUUUCAUGUGGUGCUGAGGAUAAAACUCAGUGACUCACACAUGCUAGGCAAUUGUCUACCACUGAGCUACAACCCCAGCCCCAGAAUGAAUUUUUUAAAAAAUUAAAUUAAAAAAUACUAUACACAUUAGGCAAAAUGGGACGAAUGUAUUUAUCUUAGUUUAUUUUAAAAAGUGACCUGCCUAAAACCUAAGUCUAUAUCCUCGCUUGGAAUCCAAUGACCUUUUUAUUUUUUGUGCUACUGGGGAUUGUACGCAGGGGUGCUCUACCACUGAGUUAUAUCCCC
This is a messenger RNA of Marmota monax (woodchuck), 4808 nucleotides long. It is a transcript of the gene Frrs1l, whose product is annotated as ferric chelate reductase 1 like. The transcript is spliced from 5 exons. Gene Ontology annotation, biological process: regulation of glutamate receptor signaling pathway. The record is from RefSeq and is a predicted model, not a curated record. The coding region runs from base 16 to 897 and encodes 293 amino acids. Lineage: Eukaryota; Metazoa; Chordata; Mammalia; Rodentia; Sciuridae.